AUGCUGGCAAUACAUCAUACAACGACGACGGUUCCAAUUCCUCGGAUUCUAUAUAGAGACGAUCUAGAGGUCCUACCUCGGCUUAUGGCGGCAUCUAUAGGGAAGAAGUGGAAAGACUGGAAGUAUGAGACUAAGAAACAAGCUUAUUAUCCCUAUAGAACUGAUGUAGAAAGAUUAGCUCGCAAGCCUGACCGAGUGGAGGAAUCACAUUGGCGGGAAAAAAGUGAGAGGGACAAACUCAUUCAGAGCAAGAAAAAUUUCAUCACACCAUUGGCCGAACAAGCUUUGCAUGUGUUAUGGAAAGGUCAGACAAUGAUGAACUUGUGUCACAAAUGCCAGUCUUCUAUGCAAUCUUCAUCUGCAGUAGAUGAAGUUUUCACUCAAGUCAUGGGACUGGAGCGACCUGGACGUGUUAGAACAUAUGGUUUUGGGUCAUCUCCAAGAGAUGUGUUUGGGCAUAAAAAAUUAGAAAAGAUGCAAGCAAUGUUUGCUCAACUAGAUGAGCAAUUGAGUAGACAUAAGGCAGCAGGCACAAAUGGAGAAGCAAAUGAGUCAGAUGGAAGCUAA
Messenger RNA from Ilex paraguariensis (yerba mate), 567 nucleotides. Lineage: Eukaryota; Viridiplantae; Streptophyta; Magnoliopsida; Aquifoliales; Aquifoliaceae. The record is from the annotation of a GenBank genome assembly.